Molecule: messenger RNA, 8411 nt
Organism: Oncorhynchus keta (chum salmon)
Lineage: Eukaryota; Metazoa; Chordata; Actinopteri; Salmoniformes; Salmonidae
Gene: nr2f6b
Product: nuclear receptor subfamily 2, group F, member 6b
Exons: 6
Coding region: 4488-5465 (325 amino acids)
Biological process (GO): cell differentiation; anatomical structure development; negative regulation of transcription by RNA polymerase II
Molecular function (GO): nuclear receptor activity; zinc ion binding; RNA polymerase II cis-regulatory region sequence-specific DNA binding
Source: RefSeq, a predicted model, not a curated record
GGAGGUGGGAGACGAAGACAAGGCGUGCGUGGUGGACUGCGUGGUGUGUGGGGACAAGUCCAGUGGGAAACACUAUGGGGUGUUCACCUGCGAGGGCUGCAAGAGCUUCUUCAAGAGGAGCAUCAGAAGGAACCUCAACUACUCCUGCAGGAUGCUGCCCCUUUAAGACAAUGGCGUACCAAAAGAGAUACUGACCUGUCAACAGUAGGCUUGUCAAGAUCAACGCUACAGUGAUUUUUAUUUUGCUUUCAACAGUAGCCUCCACAUUGUUGGUAUGUUCACUAUUGAAUGUUUACUUUUGUAAAUCACUUUGCCUAAAUGAAAUAAAUUCGGCGAGUAGAUUGACGGGCACUUCUUUUUGCUAAGGACAGCUCACCUUUGCUGUGUAAACGUAGCUAUAAACGUAGCUAUCAAUUUACGUAGCGUAUUGCUCAGUGCUCGAGAAAUUGUGAUACGCAAGAGCGAAGUGGUGCUUGAAUGAAUAGCCAAUCAUAUUGCUCAGCAGUGGCUGCUCGUCAGAGAAGGAAGAGGUGGACCAUGCUACUCAGUGAAUUUCAAUAUAAUAAAAAUAAUGAAACGUAAAAAAAAAGGUUUCCUUUUUAGAUACAACUAUACUAAAUAUAUUCACGUCACCAAAUAACUGAUUAAAAUACACUGUUUUUCAAUGAAGGUCUACAGUAGUCUCAACAGCAUUCUGUAGGGCAGCACCAUGGGUGGAAAAAGUACCCAAUUGUGAUACUUGAGUAAAAGUAUAGAUACCUUAAAGAAAGUGACUCCAGCUAAAGUUGAAUUAAUCAAGUAAAAUACUACUUGAGUAAAAGUCUAAACGUAUUUGGUUCUAAGUAUACUUCAAUAUCAAAAGUAAAUAAAUUGCAAAAAUAUACUUAAGUAUUAAAAGUAAAAGUAUAAAUCACUUACUGAUGGCACCAUUUUAUUGUUUUUAAAAUGUAUGGAUAGCCAGGGACACACUCAGACAUCAUUUACAAAUGAAGCAUUUGUGUUUAGUGAGUCCGCCAUAUCAGAGGCAGUAGGGAUAACCACGUGUUCUCUUGAUAAGUGUGUGAAUUGGACCAUUUUCCUGUCCUGCUUAACAUUCCAAAUGUAAAGAGUACUUAUGGGUGUCAGGGAAAAUGUAUGGAGUAAAAAGUACAUUCUGUUCUUUAGGAAUGUAGUGAAGUAAAAGUAAAAGUUUUCCAAAAAAUAAAUAGUAAAGUAGAGGACAGAUACCCCAAAAAACGACUUAAGUAGUACUUUGAAGUAUCAAUGAUGUAGCCAGAGAACAGCAAUUUUCCAUCCUCCUCUGGGCACAUUGACUUCAAUACAAAACCUAGGAGGCUCAUGGUUCUCACCCCCUACCAUAGACUUAUUGAGUAAUUAUGACAUUUUCCAGAGGACGUCCUCCAACCUAUCAGAAAUCUUGCAGCAUGAACUGACAUGUGGUCCUUCUGUAGCACAGUUGGUAGAGCAUGGCGCUUGUAACGCCAGGGUAGUGGGUUCGAUUCCCGGGACCACCCAUACGUAGAAUGUAUGCACACAUGACUGUAAGUCGCUUUGGAUAAAAGCGUCUGCUAAAUGGCAUAUAUGUUGUCCAUCCAAUCAGAGCAUCAGAAAAUGAAUCUAAUACUGAAAGCAUAAGCUACAGCUAGCUAGCACUGCAUUGUAUAAAAUGUGGUGAGUAAAUGGCUCAAAGAGAGAGAAAAACAAUAGUUGAACAGCUUUGAACAAAAACAUUUAUUUACAAAUAAAGGAGAAGUAGCAGAGAGAGAGAGAGAGAGAUACACUACAUGACCAAAAGUAUGUGGACACCUGCUCGUGAAACAUUUCAUUCCAAAAUCAUGGACAUUAUUAUGGAGUUGGUCCCCCCCCGCCCCUUUGCUGCUAUAACAGCCUCCACUCUUCUGGGAAGGCUUUCCACUAGAUGUUGGAACUUUGCUGCGAGAACUUGCUUCCAUUCAGCCACAAGAGCAUUAGUGAGGUCGGGUACUGGCGUUGGGCGAUUAGGCCUGGCUCGCAGUCGGCGUUCCAAUUCAUCCCACAGGUGUUCGAUGGGGUUGAGGUCAGGGUUCUGUGCAGGCCAGUCAAGUUCUUGCACACCGAUCUCGACAAAACAUUUCUGUAUGGAUCUUGCUUUGUGCAUGGGGGCAUUAUCAUGCUGAAACAGGAAAGGGCAAAGUUGGAAGCAUAGAAUUGUCUAGAAUGUCAUUGUAUGCUGUAGCGUUAAGACUUCCCUUCACUGGAACUAAGGGUCAUAGGCCGAACCAUGAAAACAGCCCCAGACCAUUAUUCUUCCUCCACCAAAUUUAACAAUUGGCACUGUGCAUUUGGUCAGGUAGCAUUCUCCUGGCAUCCGCCAAACCCAGAUUCGUCCGUCGGACUGCCAGAUUGUAAAGAAUGACUCAUCACUCCAGAGAACGGAUUUCCACUGCUCCAGAGUCCAGUGGCGGCGAGCUUUACACCACUCCAGCUGACGCUUGGCAUUGCGCAUGGUGAUCUUAGGCUUGUGUGCGGCUGCUUGGCCAUGGAAACCCAUUUCAUGAAGCUCCCGACGAACAGUUCAAUGUGUUGACGUUGCUUCCAGAGGCAGUUUGGAACAUGUUGUAUCCGAGAAACAGACAACUCUUACGCUUCAGCACUCGGCGGGUCCGAUCUAUGAGCUUGUGUGACACAUCCAAGUAUAUAUGACCAAAUUUUUAAUAGACAAAAAUUGUACGUUUGAAUUCCGUAAAGUGAGUCCGGAAGAGGUGAAAAAAAAUAUUGUUGUCUAUCAACAAUGACAAGCCAACAGGAUCUGACAACUUGGAUGGAAGAUUACUGAGGAUAAUAGAGGACGAUAUUGCCUCUCCUAUUUGCCAUAUCUUCAAUUUAAGCAUACUAGAAAGUGUGUGCCCUCAGGCCUGGAGGGAAGCAGAAGUAAUUCCGAUACCUUAGAGUAGUAAAGCCUUCUUUACUGACUCAAAUAGCCGACCAAUAAGCCUGUUACCAACCCGUAGUAAAGUUUUGGAAGAAAUAGUGUUUGACCAGAUACCAAUGCUAAUUUACAGUAAACAAAUUGACAACAGACUUUCAGCAUGCUUAUAGAUAAGGACAUUCAACAAGCACAGCACUUACACAAAUGACUGAUGAUUGGCUGAGAGAAAUUUAUGAUAAAAAGAUUGUUGGAACUGUUUUGUUAGACUUCAGUGCCGCUUUAGACAUUAUCAAUCGUAGUCUGCUGCUGGAAAAACCUAUGUAUUAUGGCUUUACAUCCCCUGCUAUAUUGUGGAAAAAUAGUUAUCUGUCUAACAGAACACAGAAGGUGUUCUUUAAUGGAGGCCUCUCCAACAGAAUCCAGGUAGAAUCAGGAAUUCCACAAGGCAUCUGUCUAGGCCCCUUACAUUCUUCAGUGUUUACUAACGACAUGCCACUGGCUUUGAGUAAAUCCAGUGUGUCUGUGUAUGCGGAUAACUCAACACUAAACACAUCAGCUACUACAGCAACUGAAAUGACUGAAACACUUAACAAAGAGCUGCAGUUAGUUUCCGAAUGGGUGGCAAGGAAUAAGUUAGUCCUAAAUAUUUCCAAAACUAAAAGCAUUGUAUUUAAGACAAAUUAUUCACUAAACCCUAAACCUCAACUAAAUCUUGUAAUAAAUCAUGUGGAAAUUGAGCAAGUUGAGGUGACUAAACUGCUUGGAGUAACCCUGGAUUGUAAACUGUCAUGGUCAAAACAUAUUGAUACAAAAGUAGUAAGAUGGGGAGAAGUCUGUUCGUAAUAAAGAGCUACUCUACCUUCUUAACAGCACUAUCAACAAGGCAGGUCUUACAGACUCUAGUUUUGUCGCACCUGGACUACUGUUCAGUCGUGUGGUCAGGUGCUACAAAGAGGGACUUACGAAAAUUGCAAUUGGCUCAGAACAGGGCUGCACGGCUGGCCCUUGGAUGUACACAGAGAGCAAACAUUAAUAAUAUGCAUGUCAAUCUCUCCUGGCUCAAAGUGGAGGAGAGAUUGACUUCAUCACUACUUGUAUUUGUGAGAGGUAUUGACAUGUUGAAAGCACUGAGCUGUCUGUUUAAACGACUAGCACACAGCUCGGACACCCAUGCAUACCCUACAAGACAUGUCCCCAGAGGUCUCUUCAAAGUCCAGAACAGACUAUGACUACAUGGAACUCUAUCCCACAUCUGGUAACUGAUGCAAACAGUAGAAUGUGUUAUUGGAGUAGGGGCCUGAGGGCACACAGUGUGUUGUGAAAUAUAUUAUGAAUGUGUUGUAAUGUUUUUAAAGUUGUAUAACUAUUUUAAUGUUGCUGAACCCCAGGAAGAGUAGCUGCUGCCUUGGCAGGAACUAAUGGGGAUCCAUAAUAAACCCCAGGAAGCGUAGCUGCUGCCUUGGCAGGAACUAAUGGGGAUCCAUAAUAAACCCCAGGAAGAGUAGCUGCUGCCUUGGCAGGAACUAAUGGGGAUCCAUAAUAAACCCCAGGAGAGUAGCUGCUGCCUUGACAGGAACUAAUGGGGAUCCAUGAUAAAUACAAAUACAAGUCGAAUCGAGAAUGCCAGAUAGACCAGCAUCACCGCAACCAGUGCCAAUACUGCCGGCUGAAGAAAUGCUUCCGUGUUGGCAUGCGCAAAGAAGUCCAGCGUGGACGUAUCCCUCCAUCCCACUCAGGCAUCAGUCCCACUUCUUUGGUCGGCGGAGGUGGUGGUACUGGGGCCGGGCCAGUAGGGGGCGAAUUCUUCAACGGCCAGCCUGUGUCUGAGCUCAUCUCCCAGCUGCUCCGUGCUGAACCGUACCCCAGCAGCCGCUAUGGUCCCCAGUAUGGCCAGCAGCAGCAGAUGCAAGGUGCUGGAGGAGGAUCCGUCAUGGGCAUCGACAACAUCUGUGAGCUGGCGGCACGCCUCCUUUUCAGCACCAUCGAGUGGGCCAGAAACAUCCCCUACUUCCCUGAGCUGCCCGUCUCUGAGCAGGUGGCUCUGCUGAGACUGAGCUGGAGCGAGCUGUUCAUCCUGAACGCAGCCCAGUCCGCCCUGCCUCUACACAUGGCCCCACUGCUGGCCGCCGCCGGCUUCCACUCCUCGCCCAUGUCAGCAGAGAGGGUGGUGUCCUUCAUGGACCAGGUGAGGGUGUUCCAGGACCAGGUGGACAAGCUGACCCGACUUCAGGUGGACUCGGCAGAGUACAGCUGCCUCAAGGCCAUCGCCCUCUUGUCUCCAGAUGCGUGUGGUCUGACAGACCCCAUCCACGUAGAGUCUCUGCAGGAGAAGGCCCAGGUGGCUCUGAUGGAGUACGAGAGGAUGCAGUACCCGGGUCAACCACAGCGCUUCGGCCGUCUGCUCCUCCGCCUGCCUGCCCUCAGGGCCGUGCCCGCCAACCUCAUCUCCCAGCUGUUCUUUAUGCGCCUGGUGGGCAAGACGCCCAUCGAGACCCUCAUCAGGGACAUGCAACUCUCUGGGAGCUCCAUUAGCUGGCCUUACGUCCCUGGGCAGUGAGGACAGGAGCCUGGGACCCACAGGACCCUGGAGGAACCUGGAAAUUGGAACCCAGAAUGGGAUGGAGAGGGAUUAGCCACUGAUGUCAUUAAUGUCUAAAUUCUUGAGGAUUUAGUAGAGGAGGACUAUAUUGCUACUCACUCACACAGAGUCAAACACUGAGCUUCCAGUGAAUGGAGCUGGAAUCACACCAUUGGUAGUUUAGCUGUCCGUGUAUUCCAAGGAAAUUAUUCAUUUGUCUUGGAGUAUAUUUCCUGAUCUGUAUCAUGACCUCUCUGAAUGACCUGUCUGAAACACAGAACAGGGUUCUAGAACACAGAACAGGGCUCUGUAACAGAGAACAGGGCUCUGAAACACAGAACAGGGCUCUGGAACACAGAACAGGGCUCUGAAACACAGAACAGGGUUCUAGAAUACAGAACAGGGCUCUGAAACACAGAACAGGGCUCUGGACCACAGAACAGGACUCUGUAACACAGAACAGGACUCUGGAACACAGAACAGGGCUCUGGAACACAGAACAGGGCUCUGAAACACAGAACAGGGCUCCGGAACACAGAACAGGGCUACAAAACACGGAACAGGGCUCUGAAACAGAGAACAGGGUUCUGGAACACAGAACAGGGUUCUAGAAUACAGAACAGGGCUCUGAAACACAGAACAGGGCUCUGGAACACAGAACAGGGUUCUGGAACACAGAACAUGGUUCUAGAAUACAGAACAGGGCUCUGAAACACAGAACAGGACUCUGGAACACAGAACAGGGCUCCGGAACACAGAACAGGGCUCCGAAAAUACAGAACGGGGCUCUGAAACACAGAACAUGACUCUGGAAUACAGAACAGGGCUCUGAAACACAGAAUGUGGCUCUGGAACACAGAACAGGCCUCUGAAACACAGAACAGGGCUCUGAAACACAGAACAGGGCUCUGAAACACAGAACAGGGCUCUGAAACACAGAACAGGGCUCUGAAACACAGAACAGGGCUCUGGAACACAGAACACGGUUCGAGAAUACAGAACAGGGCUCUGAAACACAGAACAGGGCUCUGGAAUACAGAACAGGGCUCUGGAACACAGAACAGGCCUCUGGAACACAGAACAGGGCUCUGGAACACAGAACAGGCCUCUGGAACACAGAACAGGCCUCUGAAAAACAGAACAGGGCUCUGAAACACAGAACAGGCCUCUGAAACACAGAACAGGGCUCUGGAACACAGAACACGGUUCGAGAAUACAGAACAGGGGGCUCUGGAAUACAGAACAGGGCUCUGGAACACAGAACAGGCCUCUGGAACACAGAACAGGGCUCUGGAACACAGAACAGGCCUCUGGAACACAGAACAGGCCUCUGAAAAACAGAACAGGGCUCUGAAACACAGAACAGGGCUCUGAAACACAGAACAGGCCUCUGAAACACAGACUCAAGGCCCAGUGCCACUACUACCUCUGUCCCCAUGGCGCCCCACGCGACUCUGACCCCAGGCUCUGUGUGGCUCUCUGGCUGCUGUGUUAGGCCCCUGGGUUUCAUGUGGGACCCUAUUCCCCUUAGCUACAGUGCAUAGGGCUCUGGUACUCAAACGUAGUGCACUGUGAAAGGAAUAGGGUGCCAUUUGAGAUUCAGACACAGGGAUUAUGAAGCCACAGCCACAUACUGCCAUUGUAUUGUGUUUUGUCCUGAGCUGUCUAUUCAUGUAAAUCGUUGAGUUUGAUUUACUCUCAUGUUGAGCUUAUAGUGUAAAAUGUCAUGUGUACAUUAUGCAAAUGUGGUCAUGUUAAAUCUCUGAAUGUUAUGCAAAUAGCGGGCUCUCUCCAUAGUAUAAGCAAUAGCAUACAUGCUACAGUACAUGCUAUGGUGCCCGAAAACUUGCACAAGCUAGCAGAGGUGAAUGUAUAGGGGGCUAGAGGAAGGCUAGGUGGAGCCGUGACCGUACUGCUUAGACCUGAAGGGUAGGGGGCUAGGGGAAGGCUAGGUGGAGCCGUGACCGUACUGCUUAGACCUGAAGGGUAGGGGGCUAGGGGAAGGCUAGGUGGAGCCGUGACCGUACUGCUUAGACCUGAAGGGUAGGGGGCUAGGGGAAGGCUAGGUGGAGCCGUGACCGUACUGCUUAGACCUGAAGGGUAGGGGGCUAGGGGAAGGCUAGGUGGAGCCGUGACCGUACUGCUUAGACCUGAAGGGUAGGGGGCUAGGGGAAGGCUAGGUGGAGCCGUGACCGUACUGCUUAGACCUGAAGGGUAGGGGGCUAGGGGAAGGCUAGGUGGAGCCGUGACCGUACUGCUUAGACCUGAAGGGUAGGGGGCUAGGGGAAGGCUAGGUGGAGCCGUGACCGUACUGCUUAGACCAGAAGGGUAGGGGGUUAGGGGAAGGCUAUGUGGAGCCAUGACCGUACUGCUUAGACCAGAAGGGUCGGGGGCUAGGGGAAGGCUAGGUGGAGCCGUGACCGUACUGCUUAGACCUGAAGGGUAGGGGGUUAGGGGAAGGCUAGGUGGAGCCGUGACCGUACUGCUUAGACCAGAAGGGUCGGGGGCUAGGGGAAGCGGUUGCUUUCAGGUCAGACAUUUCAUGUGAUCGUCAUACAAUGUAACUAAAGGUACAGACCCCUUUAAGGACUAAAGGGUAUGCUGUGUAUUAACAGUAAAACUACGGUACAGUGCACAAGGCUAUGUGCAUACUCUUAGUGAUAUUGGCCUGGACUGCAAUUUCAUGUGACCAUGCUUCUUUUUUUUUCUUUUUUUUGCCAAAUGACUUACUCAGAGUGGACGUAUGAAUACUGAAAUCAAAGAAUCUGUUUUACUCUGAUGGGAUUUUGACUAACGACUUCAUUGUGUAGUUCUACAUAAGAAUAAGAAGUUUUUAUUGCGAUGUCAAACCAAAAUGUAAAGAAAAUUGCUACUGCUGACCAUGGCUAUUUUUGCAUUACUAAAAAUAAAGUAUAAGUACUCUUA